Anoplopoma fimbria (sablefish) is the source of this 4863-nucleotide messenger RNA. It is a transcript of the gene mtus1a, whose product is annotated as microtubule associated tumor suppressor 1a. Gene Ontology annotation, cellular component: nucleus; cytoplasm. The coding region runs from base 397 to 3876 and encodes 1159 amino acids. Gene Ontology annotation, molecular function: microtubule binding. The transcript is spliced from 17 exons. Lineage: Eukaryota; Metazoa; Chordata; Actinopteri; Perciformes; Anoplopomatidae. The record is from RefSeq and is a predicted model, not a curated record.
CAUGACAGCUGUGUGAGCCGGUUAACAGUUACUGAGAGAAGUAACGAGAGAAGCUCCAAACUAACGGCCUCGGACGUGUUUUAAACCAUUUAUGGACUUGAAAGAUUAUUUUCCUUUUGCUAUUCGUGGAGGCAUACUAUGUUUACUACUGGUCUAAUUAUAGCCCCAGCUGGCUGGAAGAGGACUCACACAGGGCUAAAGGUCACUUUAUGGAAUGGAGUAUCACUUGGAUAUUCAUUGGAGGACUUUUGUUGAUGUCGUUGUUGUCUUUACAGACAGAAAAUUGCUCUAAGAUAUCCAUGCCUGAUCAACAAAAUUGAUGGAUCACUGUGCUGCUAACCAAAUGUGAGGUUAUUUAAGCUACAGAAGUAGGCAAAAUCCUGUCUGAACUCCAGAAUGUCUAAUAAGACAUUCAACAUGUCCACCGACCAAGUUGAGAGCACAGUUCCUCAACCCAACAGAGAGACCCUAUCCCCCGAGAGUCAGUGCAGCAACUCGUCACUGUCGCCUUCACCUGACUCCAACAGCAGUGUUUCCAACCUGAGUGACAGAGAAACCAACAGCUCCCCUGACGUCAACAUGCCGGAGUGCUGCCUCAGGGACUCCUACUCCUACAACACCACCUCGCCGCAGGAUAAAGUCUUGUGUGGCGUAAUCAGGAACCUGAACCCAGCUUUUAUCGCCACACCUGUUGAUAGCAGUGUGAAUUUCUGGAAUGAAAACUUGAGUCUGAUGAGCAACCAUGCAACUGGAUUAGAUAAGUACCCGACUUUCAAUAUAGACACAGAGGAUGGAAGUAGCAGUGCAGUGAUUUCUCCAGACUCUGCCGGUAGGGAAAGCCAACUGAGUUCAGGUGGGACUUCCCGUUGCGGAUCAACUGAGAAUGACUGCUGCUCCCUGAGCUCUGGGGAAAUGGUAAUAAGGAGCAACAGUUUUUGUCAGGAGAACCAGUCACUCUUGGUUGUCUCUUCCCUGGAGGAGUCGUCCAUCUCUCUGGCUGCAGGCCAUCCAGCAUUCCCCGCUGAAUCUAACCUCCUGUUAACCACUCUGCCGGAGGUACUUGGAAAAUCCACAGAAAGACUCACAGAGGAGAAUAUAGACCACCUGAUACUUGGCAUGACUUUCACUCAGGAAGCUCUUCCCACUGAGGAAAAUGAUAUGGCAGCAUCCACCUCUCCUGUAGCUCUGCCAAGUGAGAAUGAGGGUGGUUGUUUGACGACCUUUCUCUGUGAAUCAUCUCCUGCAGAUUGUGGAAAAGAGGCUCCGUUUCCUACUGCUGAAGCAGAGCUAUUGUCCCAAUUCUCUGGCGCAUUAACACCUGUACAAGGCAAGACUGUUUUAUCCACUCUGUCAGCUACACAACACACUGAUACGAACAUUCACACUUCCACUCCAGUGCAAAACAUUGGGAACAUAAUGCCCAGCCUCCCUUCCUUUUCAGAGUCUUCCUGCACUUCAAAUGGAAGCAGCCCAGGACUUCACCCUGUUAAACGGCAGCAAAUCUCUGUGACUGCUAACUGUAUGGUUGCAGGACUGCCCCCUUCAGCCAGCAAAGUCAAGAAAAUGGAAAUUAAAAAGUUUCCCAGGCCAAACUUUAGCAGCGUAAAAUCAAAAGUUGUGACGAGAAGUGUGCAUCAAAGGUCGGUGUCAGGCCCUGCUUCACUGCAGAGACCAUCACAAGUGAACAAUAAACACACUGAAGCAGAAGCAAGAGCACCUAUCAAGAGUAGUCCUGCCAAGUUUAGGAUUAGUGCAGCAGCUGUCUUCACCCCAACUAAAACGAUCAAUGAUGCUCAGAGACGAGUGAAUACAGGGGCUGCUAACUUGGGCGUGACAUUUAUACAGUCCUCUGGACAUUCUGCUGUGGAUGGACUGGGGAAGAGUAGAGCAUCCCCACCUUUCCAACAGCCAGCUGCAAAUAAACAUGCUUCAGCAGUCCAAUGCAGUAACGCCAGCUCUGAAGCAGAAGAGGCAGCGCUGCAUUCUGACUACACAAGAGAGAUAAAGAGGAUCAGCCUGACAGAGUCUAGCAAAUCAACAACAGCGGGAGCCUCCUCGGAUGAGCGUAGGAGCAGAUUUCAAAGACUCUCAUCUCCUAGACAAUCAAGAGGAGCACCACUUUCACAACCUCCAGCUGCCAGUCCCAGACCAGCCACUCCGUCAACCAGGCGGGGCCAGGGAGCCCAAUGGAGGGAUGAAUACAGGACCUCCAAAGCUGUGGGGACACCACAGUACAAGCAGAAGAACAGCACAGGCAGUCAGAGAGUGCAGGCAACAGGAGAGCCAUCCCUUGGAACGGCCUCAACAGCAAGCAUUAAGCUUCAACUCAACGGAUCCCGACCUCCUCGGCCUUCUCCUAUGGGCCCUCCUCCUACUUCUAGACUACCACGCAAGACACUGCGGCCAUCCAGGAGCCUUGCUGAGUCCAGUGUCCACAGUGAGCUGAGUGAAGGUGCCGGGAGUACACAAGUUUCUGGAGGACCUUCACAUAAACCAUCCCCUUUCAAAACUCUGCUUAAAGCUAGACUCAUCACAACCCCUGGGGAAAACACUGGACCAUCUUUGGCCCCAGCAUGCAAACCUGCUGCUCCCACCAGCAAGGGCACUUCAUACUCUACAGUCAGUCCUCUGAGAAGGACCUCUUCUGCAAGACUUGUUCGUCUAAAUUCAAGUGGACCUGUGGACCGCUCCCGCCAGCAACACCCUCCGCAGCAAGCGUCCCAACCGAACCAGCGUACUGGGCCGCCGGAUGUGUUGCCAGUGAGUAACGCCGAUGGGAGGCGGAAGGACCAGAUCAUCCAGCAGUUCAGGGGACUCCUGGCAGCUGGUAACUGCAGAUUUCAGGCCUUCGUCAUCGUCUUGCAGCGAACCUUGGCUGAGCGUGAUGAAGCCACAAGGCAGUGCAGGGAUCUGUCCCAGGAGCUGGACAGCCUUCAAGGAGAGCUUGUGUGCUCUGUCCAUUCAUCUGAACGUCUGGAGAAGGAGAAGGAUGAGUUGCGUGUUGCUCUGCAGACUGCACUGCAGGAGCAGCAGGAGCAGCAUCAGAAUGACCUGGCAAAGCUGGAGCAGAGACUUCAGGCCUUCUACCAGGGUGAGCUGGACAAGGUCCUCCUCACAUACCAGGAGAAGACAGACCAGUGCAAGACCCUCAUGCAACAGCAGAUGGGAGAGCUUAAAGCCAGCCAUGAAGCCAUGAAGCUGGAACUAGAGAGCAGCCAUGCAGAACAGCUGCAGUCUGUCAAACAGCAGUAUGAAAUGUCACUGGAAGAGCUCAGCAAAGUCCACAAUCAGGACCUGCAGUCCUUGGAAAGAACCCUGAAAGAGACGGGAGCCGCUCUAUCUGGACAGAUCGAAGAGCUCACUGUGGAGAACAAUGCCAUGAUUGAGAAGCUAACUGCGAUGGAGAACAGGAGGAAACAGCUGGCCGAAAAGAGUCAGAAGGACUCCCACACCCUGUAUCUGGAGCAGGAGCUGGAGAGCCUCAAUGUGGUGCUGGAUAUCAAAAACAAACAGCUCCACCAGCAGGAAAAUAAGAUGAUGGAGAUAAACACACUGACAGAUAAAAAUGUGAAGUUGGAUGAGAACCUUAAGAAGGUCCAGCAGGAGAAUGAGGACCUCAAAGCCCGCAUGGAAAGACAUUAUGCACUGUCAAGACAGCUGUCGACGGAGCAGGCGGUGCUGCAGGAGUCCCUCCAGAAGGAGUCCAAGGUGAACAAGCGUCUGUCGAUGGAGAAGGAGGAGCUCAUGUGGAAGCUCCACAACGGAGACCUGAGUAGCCCCCGCAAGGUGUCCCCCACCUCCCCAUCGCGGUCCUUCAGCCUCCAAUCACCUCGCUGCUCGGACGUGUUCUCCAGCCCUCCCGUCUCACCCAGAUAAUGAUGGCACCCUGCUUCCAGGAAGCACACCCUAUCUUUGGAGUUAUCCCUCUAGUAUUAAGAGCCAUGUUUUUUUUUUUUUUUUUUUCCCUGGUCGCUUAGCAACACAACAGCCUGACUUUUGGCGUCUUCAGGAUUGGAUGAACUCAGACACUGCAGACUGAAAAAUAAACACUUGCACAGAUGCACUUAAUAAGCAAGGUCGCCUUGUUUUUUUUGCCUUUCACGUCUAAUACUAUGGAGGGGGGUGAAGGAAAUCUCAGGUCUUCUAUGUAAGGAUACACUACUUUUUGUUUUGUUUUGUUUUGACAGAGGUUUGUCUGCCCUGAAGCUCAUCACACACACACACACACACACACACACACACACACAUACAUGCAGUAGGAGAUACACAUAUGCAAGCAUCUCAACACAUGCAGCUACAGCCCUAGCUCUUUGUGUCUCUGGAGAUCACAGCCAUUCAGAAUAGACACUGUCCCUCCUCAGGGCACGUUUGAUUUAAAAUGUGCAUGAAAUGUGGAAUUGUUCCUGUUGGAUCCCUGCACCAUUCUUGUUGUAUCUAACUGCUCAAGAGUGACAGUAAAAUCGUCACAUUACUAACAUCCCGCUGCUAGGCUGUACAGGUCUUUAUCUAUGUUCAGAGUUUCUAUGUUCAGGUUAUGGUUAUUAAAGGUUAAGGGUUUUUCUACUCCUAGUUUGUCAGUUUAAGUAUCAUCUGUGGCCUCGGACAUGUUUGGUUUUCCACAUUUGUUUGUUUGUUUGACAAAGGGACCAAUCCAAGUCUUUGUGCAUGAGUUUUUCGUCUCGGUAAUCUCCCUGUAUCAAACCAUCCUAAUGCAGCUUUAAACAUGCGCUCUUUGCAAAGGGGGGACAUGAAGAGGCUCUGCUUGUACAUGUCAGAGAAACUGCAAUGUCUCAAAAGAGUUUUGUGUGGUAUUGAUAUUACUGGUUUGUUGACCCUUUUUUGAUAUGAAAUAAAGUCUUGUAU